Erythranthe guttata (spotted monkey flower) is the source of this 1315-nucleotide messenger RNA. Its product is annotated as RNA-binding (RRM/RBD/RNP motifs) family protein. Gene Ontology annotation, cellular component: nucleolus. The record is from RefSeq and is a predicted model, not a curated record. Gene Ontology annotation, biological process: endonucleolytic cleavage to generate mature 5'-end of SSU-rRNA from (SSU-rRNA, 5.8S rRNA, LSU-rRNA); endonucleolytic cleavage in ITS1 to separate SSU-rRNA from 5.8S rRNA and LSU-rRNA from tricistronic rRNA transcript (SSU-rRNA, 5.8S rRNA, LSU-rRNA); endonucleolytic cleavage in 5'-ETS of tricistronic rRNA transcript (SSU-rRNA, 5.8S rRNA, LSU-rRNA). Gene Ontology annotation, molecular function: RNA binding. Lineage: Eukaryota; Viridiplantae; Streptophyta; Magnoliopsida; Lamiales; Phrymaceae.
UUUUGAACUUGUUUUCAAUUUUCGUUAUUGCUUUCACUCCUUUUUUCACCUCGCCACUGCUCGACAUCUUACCACCCACUCUGCCGCCGUUCAUCAUAGAUUCCCCGUUGAGCCACCACAGCGCUCCAUCAAAUUCGCAGGCUCCUGCCGGCCGUCGUACAAUCAUUCUACACCUCAGCUGAGUCGCUAUUCACUAGCCCCCACUGCGUCCAGUCACUUACCCAUACACAAUUUUAUCAUUGAUUCAAUACAGAAAAUUGCUUCCACAAACUUUUGAGAACCCUAGGUUUUAUCGGGGUGGAAUGGCGGAGGAAGAAAUAGGGGUAGCGAGAGCAAGUUCCCAAGGUGAAGAUGAUGCAAGGUUGAAGGUAGCUAUGGAGAAAGAAAAACGUAAAGAGAAAAGGAAGAGGCUGUUGCUAAAGGAAGCUGAAAAGGCGGAGAGACGCGGUGUUUGCUAUUUAAGUCGGGUACCUCCUCACAUGGAUCCUUUGAAGCUUCGCCAGAUUCUGUCUCAGUAUGGUGACUUACAAAGACUCUACCUCACUCCUGAAGAUCCUGCUGCGCAAGUGCGCCGAAAGAAGUCAGGUGGAUUUCGAGGACAAGAAUUCUCAGAGGGGUGGGUUGAGUUCACUGACAAGAAAGUUGCCAAGAGAGUCGCUAACAUGUUAAACGGGGAGCAAAUUGGUGGAAAGAAAAGAUCAUCAUUCUAUUAUGACCUAUGGAAUAUCAAAUACUUGAGCAAAUUCAAGUGGGAUGAUCUCACAGAAGAGAUAGCGAUGAAGAAUGCUACUCGGGAGCAAAAACUGGCAAUGGAAUUAUCUGCUGCCAAAAGAGAGCGGGACUUUUAUCUCUCAAAAGUAGACCAGUCCAAAACCUUGAGUAAAAUAGGAGAACGAUUGAAAAAGAAGAAAAAGAUUGAAAUGGUACCAAAAGUGGUGCGCCAGUUUCCGCAGAAAAAACCAGUAUCGAAUGAUAAUGGAGAGAAUAGGGCUCAAUUGUCAAAGGAUAUCCUGGCAGGAGUUUUUGGUGGCUCGUAGUGAUCGUUUUUACAUGGCUCUGCAACGUCUGCAGUUCUUUGCUCGCCCGAGUUCACUUUACGGCAUUUCAUAGUUUCAUUUUUGUUUCAUGUCUGUAUUUAGCCAAGGCCAGAGUAUAUCUUAUUUGUUUCAAAUUUUGGUGUAGCACGAAAAUUACUACAAUGCCAACGAUUUCUACUGUCUUUCGAGUUCGAGUAAUUGAUAUGGUAAUUUGCUGCAGCGCAGAUGCUUCAGCUGAAUUUAUGAUUUCAUAAUGAUUAUGCUGGAUUUGCAUUAUG